Molecule: messenger RNA, 527 nt
Organism: Cladophialophora yegresii CBS 114405
Lineage: Eukaryota; Fungi; Ascomycota; Eurotiomycetes; Chaetothyriales; Herpotrichiellaceae
Exons: 2
Source: RefSeq, a predicted model, not a curated record
GAGGGCCCGACAGACGCAUUGAGCACAGCCACUUCCCCAACCGGCCUGGCUGUGCUGUCAGGGCCAUGCGGCGUUGGCAAAAGCACACUCGCAUCUCGCCUUGCCAAAUCCCUUGCCUGUCCAGUCAUUGAAGAAGACGCAGUUCACGACGCAAUUGAUAUUGCGAAGAUGAGCCAGGGUUUCCUCUGACCUCGCUCGACAGGCAGAUCUGGCUUGGCCCGGAUCAAGGUCAACGGACGCAAGGCGCCAGUGCCAGUACUGGGAACAUCGUUUUGACAUGCUCGGCUCUUGCUCGAUCUCAUCGUAACGCUUUAAGAGAUAUUCUUUCCAGUACAGGUGAUGAGACGGCCGUAGGCUUUGUCAAGACAGUCUUCGUCGCGCUGCAAGCCAGCGAAACGGAGUUGGUCAGAAGAGUUGCCGCGCGGGAGGGACAUGAUAUGAAUGCCGAUAUAGUAAGAUCUCAACUGCGGACGGUAGAAGGACCGGAGGUCGGCCAAGCGGAUGUCUUUCCUGUUGAUGCCGAGCAA